This is a messenger RNA of Oryza brachyantha (malo sina), 1053 nucleotides long. RefSeq names its product protein PHOSPHATE-INDUCED 1-like. NCBI's taxonomy places the organism in Eukaryota, Viridiplantae, Streptophyta, Magnoliopsida, Poales, Poaceae. The transcript has a single exon. The record is from RefSeq and is a predicted model, not a curated record. Bases 1 to 1002 code for a protein of 333 amino acids.
AUGGCGUCUCGUAACUUGGUCGAUGGGAAGGUGGCGGCAAUAGUGGUGGCACUGGCCGUCCUGAGCUUGGCAUGGCCGUCCUUGGGCGCGCGGAGGUUGCCCGCGCUGCUGAUCAGGAGCCACGUCGGCGACCAGGUCUCCUACCACGGCGGCGCCGUGCUCCACGGCGAUAUUCCCGUCACCGUCGUGUGGUACGGGAAGUUCAAGCCGGCGCAGAAGGCAAUCGUCGUCGACUUCCUCCUCUCCCUCACGCCUCCCUCGUCGUCGUCGUCGUCGUCGUCUCCUCCGAACACGACGACGCCCACGGCCGCGAAGUGGUGGAGCACCAUCGCCACGGGCUACCUGUCGUCCAACGCGACGGCGGGAGGAGGCGGCGGCGGCGGCACGAACGUGACGUCGCGGGUAGUGCUCGCCAACCAGACCUCCGACGAGGAGUACUCCCUCGGGAAGUCGCUGACCCUGGUCGAGGUGUUCCAGCUCGCCGCCGGGGUUGUCCCCGGCAAGGGCGACCUCGUGGUGGUGCUCACCGACCAGGACGUCGUCGUCGAGGGCUUCUGCAGCGUGCGCUGCGGCGUCCACGGCUCCGACGCCGGCGCCGGGUACGCCUACGCGUGGGUGGGCAACGCCGAGACCGAGUGCCCCGGGCAGUGCGCGUGGCCGUUCGCGAAGCCGGCGUACGGGCCCAAGGACCCGGCCCUUGUCCCGCCGAACGGCGACGUCGGCGCCGACGGCAUGGUGGCGACGCUCGCCGGCAUGGUGGCCGGCGCCGUCACCAACCCGUUCGGCGACGGGUACUACCUGGGAGACAAGGACGCAGCGCUCGAGGCAUGCUCGGCGUGCGCCGGCGCGUACGGGAGCGGCUCGUACCCCGGGUACGCCGGGAAGGUGCUCGUCGACGACACGACCGGCGGCAGCUACAAUGCCGUCGGCGCCCAUGGCCGGAAGUAUCUGCUCCCCGCCGUGUACGAUCCGGCGACGUCUCGUUGCACCACUUUGGUGUAGAGCGCACGACGUCGACGAGGAAAAGCGUGUGCUUUGCUUGGAAGGUGUAAA